CAUACCUACUUCGGAGGGAAGCAGAAUUUCUGCAACCUCCAGCACAUACCUUCCAAAUCCAGAGUCUCACAUCGACCUUUCUGUCCAGGAGCUUCUCUGCGAUCUCAGCGUGAUUCAGCGGGGUCGUCGAUCUCCUCUCCAUACUCAGGUUGAAUCUUCACGUCAUGCUCCCGACUACUUUCGUGUCAAAUGCGCCGGCUGCCGGUGCUUUGGCGCUGGACAAUGUACCCAUUGUCAUCGACCGCGAAGACUUUGAGGGCGUUCGUAUUGCAGCCGCGACACUGGCUAAAGAUAUCGCGAGCGUGACUGGGGCGGAGGCGCCUACCGUCACCUCAGAUCAAUGCUCAUCACCAUGUGUCAUCAUCGUUGGCAGCAUCCAGAGAUCCAACCUAGUUCAAGAUUUAGCGUCACAUGGGAGUAUAAACGUCGACAAUGUUGCGGGUAAUUGGGAAACUUGGUGUACGGCACUCGUGGAUGCGCCAUGGGACGGGUGUGCGAAGGCCUUGGUGAUUUACGGAAGUGACAAGCGAGGCACUAUCUUUGGAAUUUAUUCGUUGUCUGAGCAAAUUGGUGUUUCUCCUUGGUAUUGGUGGGCAGAUGUGCCAGUGAAGAAAAGCCGGUCUAUCUAUGCGCUAGACGUCAAAACGAUGCAAGGUCCGCCGUCAGUCAAGUACCGCGGUAUCUUCAUCAAUGAUGAAGCACCCGCGCUAUCAGCGUGGGUACACGAGAAGUACGGCCAAAAGUACAACUCAGAGUUCUACAAGCGCGUCUUCGAACUGCUGCUCCGGCUAAAAGCAAACUUUCUCUGGCCUGCGAUGUGGUUUGGCUAUCCACAUCCGGGAAAUUCUUUCUUCGUUGAUGAUCCCUUAAAUCAGGAACUUGCUGACACGUACGGAAUCGUAAUGUCUACAUCGCAUCACGAGCCGAUGCAGCGUGCGAUGAAUGAGUGGUUUGAUGAGCCGUACAACGAGCCAGAGCAAAGUUGGAACUGGAUAAAGAACAAGGAGAAGAUUACCAAGUAUUUUGCUGAAGGGGCGCAACGGGCCUCCAACUUCGAGAGUGUGAUCACGAUUGGUAUGCGAGGUGAUGGCGACCGCGAAAUGGAUGUCAAAAACCCACAAGAAGUAUUGAGAGACGUCUUGUCGACGCAAAGGCGCAUCCUUGGUGACGUGUACCAAAGAGAAGACGCAGUACCGCAAUUGAUCGCGUUAUAUAAGGAAGUGCAGGAAUAUUAUGAGAAUGGCCUCGAGAUUCCGGAGGACGUAACACUACUUUUUGCAGAUGACAACUUCGGCACGAUUCGCCGGCUCCCGACCGAAUCAGAGAGAAUGCGAAAAGGCGGUGCAGGGGUAUACUAUCACCUCGAAUACGUUGGAGAACCGCGAAGCUACAAAUGGCUAAACAGCAACUCUCUUGCCAAAGUUUGGCAACAGCUAGACCAAGCAAAGCGCCGUGGUGCAGACCGCAUUUGGAUCUUCAAUGUUGGGGACAUCAAACCGCUCGAAGUGGCACUGAGCUUCGUCAUGUCAUUGGCGUGGGAUACGCAUGCUAUGGCCCUUGGCGACCUACCAGCCUUCCUCGAACCAUUCACCGCUCGUACCUUUGGGAGCGAUCUAGCAUUGCCCUGUACAGACCUCUUGCUCAAGUACGAUAAAUUGAUUGCGCCCCGAAAACAUGAACAUGUUGAGCCAGAGACAUUUUCGCUCAUCAACUACUCGGAAGCGAAUAACAUCCUGUCAAGCUGGGAAGCACUGCUCAAGGACGCCGAAUCCCUCUACACUCAGUUGUUGCCCGAGACCAGACCGUCAUUCUUUCAACUCGUUCUACAUCCCAUCAAAGCAACGCAUAUCUACAUGUCACUCCAAAUCUGUCGCGGGAAGAAUGCGCUCUACGCGAAACAACGACGCAAUACGGCAAAUACGUUUUUCGACAAGUCGGUCGCCCUCUUCAAAGCUGAUUUCCAGCUAUCACAGGAAUACCAUCAGUUGCUCGACGGGAAGUGGAACCACAUCAUGCGACAGCCUCAUCUCGGAUUCCGUGAGACAUGGCAUGCUCCUUCCCGAGAUAUGAUAAGUGGCCUGUGUCUCGUCCAAGCGGGCCAAGAAUCAAAUCCCAUUGUUGGAAAUCUGGGUGUCGCUGUUGAAGGGUCUGAAGGCGUGAGACCUGGACUGUGCAACGAGGAGAGCGACCGCACGCAUCCGUCACGAAAAGACUUGAUAUCUGGCGUUACAUUGCCGACCAUGGAGCCGUACGGAAUGAAUCCCAGGACGUUUGAGUUAUAUUUGCGUGGUCCCAAGCCACUAACGUGGAGUAUUACGAGUCCAGUGGACUGGAUGCCAGUAAAUGCCAGCGGAACGCUGGAACCGUCUUUCGAUGGCCAAGACCUACCGAUCCUAGUGACGGUAGACUGGAAAGCUGUCCCUGAAGGUUUUGACGAUGAGAUCUUAUUGUUCCUACAGAGCAACCUUGGGGAUUACGAACACAUUCACGUUCCGGUGAAACACCGUAGUCUACCGCCCGGAUUUGUGGGUCAUGUUGAGGCCGAUCAAGUCAUCUCCAUGCCAGCUGUUCGCCACGAAAAUAAGAACCCACCUGUGUAUUGGAGGCACCCGUAUCUCGGCCGAGAAUCCCAUGGAGCUGUGAGCUUCCGCUCACAGGCUGACUCAAGCCUGAGUCAGUGUGAACUCUUGUACCCGUUCUACACUUUCACGUCAACGGCCAAGGCUAUUCUACACCUGUACUUCACGUUGACACUCGAUGCAGACCCAGGGUCAGCAGCUACAUACGGUAUCGUAAUCGAUAACGAGGAUAUGGCAGUACACAGGCUGGUGCAAGAGCCUGAAAAGGCUGGUGAAUUGCCACCUGGAUGGUCGGAAUCGGUCAUGAACUGUGUCUGGAUUAGACAACAUCAGAUUGAUCUCGCUGAUACUGGAGCGCACACCCUAAAGAUCUCACUCCGACAUGAAAAUCUGGUUUUGGAGAAGAUUGUCAUCGAUGUAGGAGGGAUGCGGGAAAGCUAUCUAGGGCCACCUGAAAGCUUCUAUGUCACAAGCUAGUGACAGAUCUAGCUAGAACUCCAAAAUCAAAAGCAAGAGCGUUGGAAGCAUAGCAUAUUUAGUCACUCCGUUUGGCAGCUUUCACGUUCCCC
This is a messenger RNA of Boeremia exigua, 3148 nucleotides long. RefSeq lists its product as uncharacterized. Bases 165 to 3056 code for a protein of 963 amino acids. The transcript has 3 exons. The record is from RefSeq and is a predicted model, not a curated record. Lineage: Eukaryota; Fungi; Ascomycota; Dothideomycetes; Pleosporales; Didymellaceae.